This is a messenger RNA of Alternaria ventricosa, 1161 nucleotides long. RefSeq lists its product as uncharacterized. Gene Ontology annotation, biological process: protein phosphorylation. NCBI's taxonomy places the organism in Eukaryota, Fungi, Ascomycota, Dothideomycetes, Pleosporales, Pleosporaceae. Gene Ontology annotation, molecular function: protein kinase activity. Bases 1 to 1161 code for a protein of 386 amino acids. The record is from RefSeq and is a predicted model, not a curated record. The transcript has 3 exons.
AUGGUCAACACACAGAAAGAGAAGACGCAACAUGAUCUGGACGACCAAAAGCUUGGUUCGUACCUACAGCAAGAGAUACCUAAGUUGAAGACGCCCGUACUAUCGACAAAGAUUGGUUACGGACAAAGCAAUCCGACAUACUACGUCGACGAUGCGGCUGGUACACGCUACAUACUCCGAAAGAAACCCAGCGGCACCAUCAUCUCGCCUGUAGCACACCAAGUCGAUCGAGAGUACAAAGUUUUGAAAGCACUCGGAACGGUUGAGGGUUUUCCAGUUCCAAAAGUAUACUGCCUAUGUAUGGAUGCAUCAAUCAUCGGAACAGCUUUCUACGUCAUGGAAUACAUCCAAGGUCGUAUAAUCACCGACCCGAACUUGUCCACUCUGCCCCUCUCCGACCGUCGCGCAGCCUGGCAAUCCGUCAUUUCAACUCUAGCCUGGCUCCACUCCAUCGACCCCGACGCCGUCGGCCUCUCCACCUUCGGCAAGAAAACCAACUUCUACGCCCGCCACUGCAACACCUUCUCCCGCAUCGAAGCCCAACAAGCUCAAGUCCGCGACAUAACCACAGGCAAGCAACUCGGUCGCGCACACCCGCAUUUCGACGAAAUCGUAUCCUACAUAAGAAGUCACCUGCCCCAGGAACGCACUUGCAUCAUUCACGGCGACUACAAGUUUGAUAACAUUAUCUUGCAUCCUACUGAGCCCCGGGUGGUUGCUAUCUUGGAUUGGGAGUUGAGUACGCUGGGACACCCGCUUAUGGAUGUUGUGUAUGUGACGGGGCCGUAUUGGAAUAGGGCUAGUAAGGUUGGUAUGCCUGGGGGGCCGGCGGUGCAGACGGUGAGGGAUGAUCAAGGGGGCGAUGUUUAUGAUGAGGAGAAUCAAGUGCAGAAUGGGUUACCGAGUAUGCAGGAGUUAUUGGAGGUUUAUGAAAAGAAGGCUGGGUGGGAUCCGAGGCAGGACCGAUGGGAUGUUGCGAGGGUUUUCCAUUUGAUGAGAGGAAGUGUGAUAAGCCACGGUAUCCAAGCGCGAACCAUCAGCGGGCAAGCCAGCAGCUCCUUCUCACACGUAUACUUCGAGAACACAAAACGAGGACUCGACGAAGCACUCCGACUAGUCCGUUCCAUGAAGGACAAAGAAGCGCCCAAGAGCACGCUAUAG